Molecule: messenger RNA, 1149 nt
Organism: Coccinella septempunctata (seven-spotted ladybird)
Lineage: Eukaryota; Metazoa; Arthropoda; Insecta; Coleoptera; Coccinellidae
Gene: Sc2
Product: probable very-long-chain enoyl-CoA reductase art-1
Exons: 5
Coding region: 171-1070 (299 amino acids)
Biological process (GO): very long-chain fatty acid biosynthetic process
Molecular function (GO): protein binding; oxidoreductase activity, acting on the CH-CH group of donors
Source: RefSeq, a predicted model, not a curated record
UUUAAUUGAAAUUCUUUUCGACAAUCUGGAAACAAGAGUGGGGCCUGAAGUGGCCAUAUUUUAGGGAACAGAGUUCAUUAAUUUCCUUCCAACAAUCAAUUUUCGUAGUAGUUUAGUUGUGAUACGCUGAACACUUCUGUGAGGUUUAUGCAUUCUUAAAAUUGCAAAUCAUGGUUAACCUCGAAGUUUUCACUGUUUCAAACAGGAGUUUGGGAAAAUUGGAUGUUCCAGAAGCAUCCACAAUUAAAGAACUCAAGUCUAAAAUUGCCAAAAUAUCGAAAAUUUCCACAGAAAGGCAAUCAGUUCGUCAAGAAAUCAAAGGAAAGGAUUUGAAUGACUCUCUCAAAAUUGAGAGUUUAAAAUUAGGGAGUCCUGCUAAAAUCUUCGUAAAAGAUUUAGGCCCGCAAGUUGGUUGGAGUACAGUGUUUCUUGCUGAAUAUGCUGGACCUAUAGUAGUAUAUGUACUAGUUGCUGCUAGCAAUGGCAUUUUUCACAGUUCUCUGCCAGAAAGACAGCCCACAUUCAUGUCCAGAAUGAUUUAUUCAGCUUGGGUCAUACAUUAUUUGAAGAGAAUAUUGGAAACAAUCUUUGUACAUAGAUUUUCCCAUAGUACUAUGCCCAUAAGGAAUCUGUUUAAAAAUUGUACCUACUACUGGGGAUUUGCAUUUUAUGUUGCAUAUCAUGUGAAUCAUCCUUUAUGGACUGAGCCCCCAGCAAUAAUCUCUUACAUUGGAUUAGCUAUGUGGAUUAUUUGUGAAUUGGGAAACUUAAGUGUGCAUCUGCUUUUGAGAGAACUGAGACCUGCAGGAAGCACAGUUAGAAAAAUUCCACAUCCAAAUGGUAACCCUUUAACCAAUUUAUUCGAUCUGGUUUCUUGCCCAAAUUACACUUAUGAAGUAGGAGCAUGGUUAGGCUAUACUUUGAUGAGCGGAUGUUUGCCAGCUUUCUUGUUUACAUUGGCUGGCUUCUAUCAAAUGGCAGUGUGGGCUCUUGGAAAGCACAAAAACUAUAAGAGGGAAUUUCAAGACUACCCAAAGACAAGAAAAGCAAUCAUUCCAUUUGUUCUAUAAAUUUGGCUGUAUGCUACAUGGGUUUAUAAUUUGAAUAUUUUGUUACAAAGUCUAUUUAAAUAAAGAUCUAAGUAAAUCA